AUGGGCAAACUUACAUCCACCAUCGGCAUCCCGAUCAAGCUGCUCAACGAGGCACAGGGACAUGUCGUUACUUUAGAACUCACCUCGGGCCAGGUCUACCGCGGCAAGCUUCUCGAGGCCGAGGACAACAUGAACGUACAACUCAAAGACAUCACCGCCACGGCUCGAGAUGGUCGGGUGUCGCAUCUGGAUCAAGUCUAUAUCCGAGGCAGCCACGUACGAUUUUUCAUUGUUCCCGAUAUGUUGAGGAACGCGCCUAUGUUCAGAACCCGGGGCAUUAGAGGCCGUGGUGUUGGUCUGGCAAGAGGAAGGGCUACAGUCAAUCGGGCGAGAGCAGGAAGGAGGAACUAA
Molecule: messenger RNA, 351 nt
Organism: Capronia coronata CBS 617.96
Lineage: Eukaryota; Fungi; Ascomycota; Eurotiomycetes; Chaetothyriales; Herpotrichiellaceae
Product: small nuclear ribonucleoprotein D3
Exons: 3
Coding region: 1-351 (116 amino acids)
Biological process (GO): RNA processing; spliceosomal snRNP assembly
Cellular component (GO): pICln-Sm protein complex; commitment complex; U2 snRNP
Molecular function (GO): RNA binding
Source: RefSeq, a predicted model, not a curated record